Messenger RNA from Paraglomus occultum, 456 nucleotides. The record is from the annotation of a GenBank genome assembly. NCBI's taxonomy places the organism in Eukaryota, Fungi, Glomeromycota, Glomeromycetes, Paraglomerales, Paraglomeraceae.
AUGCUUUCGCGUCUCGUAAGAGAACAUACACAGAAACAGCAGGCUAUACGGAAGAAAAAUGAACUGCUCCGUAAAGAGGCUGUCCAAGCAGUUAACGAAACGGCAGACGCUCUGACAGAUGCCUUGAAUGAGAGAGUCAGCUUAAUUUUUAAAACUCAACGUGAAAUCGAAUCGGAAGCUCGCCAACUUUCAACAGCAACAGCAAAGUACACGAAACAAACUAAGCAAUGGCUCACUAUGGUUGACAACUUUAGCAAUGCUCUAAAGGAACUGGGCGAUGUGGAGAAUUGGGCUCAAGUGAUAGAAAAGGAUAUGAGAGAUAUAGCGUUGACAUUGGAAUUCGUUCACAAAGGUAGCAUCGGAGGUGAUGAAGUGAUCACGUCACCACAACCGAUCAUCGAGUCGACAAGUGCAGAGUCAUCAGCAGUAGUUAGUGAAACCAAGGAUGAAAGAUAA